AUGCUCUUUCAGUACGAGAAAGAGAUCAGGGAGAACCCCUGGCGAAGAUACCUUUUUUUGCCCAUCUUUGUAAAUGGGAACCAUUGGGUCCUGGUGCACGUUGACUUUCAGAGACAUUGUAUCGAAUAUGGGGAUUCAAUAAUGAACCCGCAGUCACUCAAGAAAGCCAUCCAGAUCUUACAGUCAUGGCUCCAAUAUGCCUUCAAGACUUUAUUUCAUGAUGCUAGGAAUUUUUUAGCUCAUGGCAUCCAGGAAGAUACUCAUUCCUGUGGUAUCUGCACUAUAAACUGCAUUAAGCAUAACGUGUUUGGCGUGGAGCUGUAUACUCACACUGCUCAUCGCAUUUGGCGCCUCCGGUAUUUUAAUUGCCUGGCAAAGGCUCAUAAUGAUUAUUCGAAUGUGUGGCCAACAAAAGGCUAUUUUCUGCAUGAUCCUGCGGACUUGUUAGAUAACGACGAGACACAACCAAAUGUGGACUCAUAG
Heterobasidion irregulare TC 32-1 is the source of this 483-nucleotide messenger RNA. RefSeq lists its product as uncharacterized. Lineage: Eukaryota; Fungi; Basidiomycota; Agaricomycetes; Russulales; Bondarzewiaceae. Gene Ontology annotation, molecular function: cysteine-type peptidase activity. Bases 1 to 483 code for a protein of 160 amino acids. Gene Ontology annotation, biological process: proteolysis. The record is from RefSeq and is a predicted model, not a curated record. The transcript is spliced from 3 exons.